Molecule: messenger RNA, 1550 nt
Organism: Anastrepha ludens (Mexican fruit fly)
Lineage: Eukaryota; Metazoa; Arthropoda; Insecta; Diptera; Tephritidae
Gene: AstCC
Exons: 3
Coding region: 261-1196 (311 amino acids)
Source: RefSeq, a predicted model, not a curated record
AUUACCAUUGAAACAGACGGGAGUCUAAAAUUUUCGAACUCAAUCAUUUUCAAAAUCAGAGGAAUAUUUGUUAUUUUCUGCUUCGUAUUCGAAGAUGGAUGCCAUGGAUCACAGUGACUGAUAUUAAGUACGUAGAGACUUUGUACAACAAAUAAAGUUUGAGAGUGGUCCUGGUACUCUAAUUUUAAUCGCUUAAGACACAUAUGAACUAAACUGUAAAAGUAAAAAAAAGGCUAUUCUGGUAAACGUUUUGAGUCAAAAUGCAGAAAGCAGUCAAAGAAUAUUGGUUCGUACGUAAAAAUCCAAAUCACCAACAACAGAAAAUUAAGCCCUUUUCAAAUCCUUGCAAACGUUAUCAAGUCGAUACCUAUCUCACUAUACCGAUACAACAACAGCAACGGGCUGUACUUUUAAUUGCACUCAUAUUGUUGCAACAUGUUGACUUGUACAUGAGUCAUCACAUACCAGCAAAUAAGCGAACAUCUCAGAAUAAUGAUAGCAGUCGUGAUGACGCGCACUACCUACGAAAUCGAGCACAUGCAAAUGGCGACAGCAUUGGUUAUACCACCACCGAGAGUGAUAUUGCAGAAAGUAUUAACCAUAGAGACACACGAAGUAGUGAAGUUGGAAUGAAAAAACGUCGUAUUGAGAGUGGGCAGCCUGAGGAGAUUUUUAGUUUUGACGAUCGGAUCGAAGCCAAUUAUGAUGAGUAUCCGAUGGUGGUACCAAAACGAGCUGCUCUUUUGCUUGACCGACUUAUGGUUGCGCUUCAUCACGCACUUGAGCAGGAGCGUCGCAAAAUAAGCGAUUUCUAUGCAGAACGCAAUGAUAAAUACGUCAAUUCGAAGGAGGGGAAUGCUCCUAGUAGCGCUGAUGAGACCGAGCAAGUGAGUGCAAAUCAUAUGUAUAGUGACGACGAUCCCUCGGUUAUGAUGGACUACGAUUUCAAAGAUUUGAACUCGAUAAAUCGCGCCACUGGCGAAACUUUAAUGGCAAAGAGCUUUCAGAGAAGAGGAGGCAUGAGUUCGGAGUUAGGCAGCGGCUUGGGUAAUACCGAAGGUGUAGCAAUGCUGACGGCAGCGGCAAGGACAGAUGCGAAUGCCGGUGGGUUAGGCGGCGGUGUUGGGCGCAGUGGAAUUGGCAAUGGUGGACGUAUGUACUGGCGUUGCUACUUCAAUGCAGUAAGCUGCUUCUAGAACUAAAAAUACCUAAUAUAAUAUAUCAGAAAUCAUGAAUGUUAUGCACUCAGUCUUAUAGGAGUUGUACAUAUAUAUAAUAAUACAAACAUACAUUUAUAUGAAUUUUAAAACAAUUUUUCGUAAUGUACAUAUGUAUUUUAUUAAAAAGCGAACAAAUACUCUACAAAACUACUUUUGUGAGUAUACCCUAUUCACACUUAUGUAUGCGGGUCGGCCCCAUGCAAUUGUGUUUGUAAAAGAAAAUGCGGAAAAUUCGCUAAAUAUUUCCAUAAAUUACAUUAACCCGCUGAAAGCAACAUAUGUACGUAUAUCUACUUUUUAUGUAUGUGAAUAUAAAUGUGCAUUGUUGUA